AUGACCACCACCUGGAUCCGCCUCAGCCUCUACGGCGGCGACGAGACGACAAAUACGUUCCUCAUCCCCACGCUGAACAUCUCAACCUACUCCGACCUGACCAAGGCCAUCCACUCCAUCUUCCGCAUCUCGGCGGAAGCCUUCCCGUCCUUCGACGUGCACACGGAAAACGACUCCGAGUGCGACAACGAAGCUGUCUUCCUGCUCUCCCCGCACCUAUGGGACCUCGGCCUCUACUUCUCGCACGCGCCAGAGAAGGCCGUCGAGGUCUUUGUGCACUUCAAGCCGCCUUCUGCUGCGCCAGUGCAGGAGAAGGAGGAGGAGCAGCCGGCUGUCGGUUCGCCGAUCAAGUCCCGCGCCGCAAGCCCGAAGGACGAGCAGCACCAGCACCAGGAGUGGUCACAGGACGAGAUCGACGCCGCAGAGGCGCUGCUGGCGCUGAGCCGGGCGCAGCCUCAGCCAGCGCCACAGCUGUCCCCAGUGCCGCAGCACCCACAGAACAGCAAACGGGCCCGCAACAACAGCAACAGCAGCAGCGACAGCAGCUCGUCGGGCAGCUCGCCCAUCGUCCGCAAGCGCCCGCGUGCCCGUUCUCUUGCCGGUGCCCCUCCCACGCGCCAUGAGCCAUCCUCCUCCAGCUCGGCGCCGCUCUCCAGCGUCCCCUCCAGCGUCCUGUCCAGCCCGCCCGCAGACGACGUGCUGGACGCGCAGGCGGUGGACCUUCAGCAGCAGCAGCAGCAGCAGCAGCAGCAGCAGCAGCGCGAACUAGACUCCCCCGUGGCAGUGCAGCAGCAGGACCAGGAAGAGGAGCAGCAGGGUACCCCGCCAGCACCACCAGCGCCGCAGACCGUCACCCUCCACCUCCGCUACCUCAACCGCAUGACGCGCUCGCACGGCGCGACGGUGCCGGACCUGGUCCUGCGCGCGGUGCCGGCAGCGCGGCGGCUGGCGGACAUGGAAGACGUGGUGAAGAAUCAUGCGUGCGAGGCGUUUCUUUUGCUGACGAUGGGCGCGGGCGAGGGUGGUGGUGGCAGCAGCGGGCGCGGUCGCCGCCGGCAGAAGCAGAAGCUCACACAGAGGCAGGGUUUGGAGCUUGUGGAGUGUCUUGCGGUUAGGGUGGUGUUGGAUGGAUUCACUGGUGAUGCGUUGAGGGAGAGGAAGACGGUGGGGGAGUAUGCGGUUGGGGAGGAGGGGGAGGAGGGGGAAGAAAAGGUGGUGAGGGGGACGGUGGAGAUGUGGAGGGAGGAGCAUAUUGCGAUGGAGGUGUUGAGGAGGGAGUCGCCGACGGGGGAUGGGGAGUAG
This is a messenger RNA of Lasiodiplodia theobromae, 1302 nucleotides long. RefSeq lists its product as uncharacterized. The record is from RefSeq and is a predicted model, not a curated record. Lineage: Eukaryota; Fungi; Ascomycota; Dothideomycetes; Botryosphaeriales; Botryosphaeriaceae. Bases 1 to 1302 code for a protein of 433 amino acids. The transcript is spliced from 2 exons.